Acromyrmex echinatior (Panamanian leafcutter ant) is the source of this 3395-nucleotide messenger RNA. It is a transcript of the gene aralar1, whose product is annotated as calcium-binding mitochondrial carrier protein Aralar1. Lineage: Eukaryota; Metazoa; Arthropoda; Insecta; Hymenoptera; Formicidae. Gene Ontology annotation, biological process: L-glutamate transmembrane transport; DNA integration; malate-aspartate shuttle. The record is from RefSeq and is a predicted model, not a curated record. Gene Ontology annotation, molecular function: calcium ion binding; zinc ion binding; L-glutamate transmembrane transporter activity.
UAAUCAAGAAAAUAAAAUGUAGAGAAAAAAGAUGAACAAAGAAACAAAAAAGUAAAAGAUGCCAACUCGACAUGGAACAACGAGCAAAACGAGAUUAAUGAGCAAAUUGAGAUAAAACUCUCUCUCUCUCUCUCCCCUCUCCCCCUCUCUCUCUCUCUCUCUCUCUCUUUCUCUCUCUCUGCCUAUCAGCACUUAACAUUCAGUCUCCUCAUGAUUACUUGUGACGUUGUGUAGCAAUCGCACCGCUGAGUGCUAUCACAUUCUCAUUAUCCAUUGCUUCUGCAUGGCACAUGCCUUUUAAGCGGCGUCUACAAUGACAUUUUAAGGUAUAAAACUUAAGCUUUAAACCUUAAUUGACCAAUCACAGUCAUGUGAAAACAAUGAUUAUGAUUUGGUUAAUUUCUUACGGCUUAUAGUUUAAAGAUUAAGUUUUACGCCUUAAAAUUUUAUUAUAGACAUCACUUUACGCUAAAGCAUUUGUAAGAUACCUGCAGUAAACAAAAGUAUAUGUGCACACAUGUGUGUAUGUGUGUGCGCGCGCGCGCCUUUUUCAUUUCUCGCCUGAAGUUGUCUCUGGCUCGUCAUCAUUGAUAAGACAUAAGUGGAAUUUUCAGUUUAGCUCAGCAGCAGCAGCAGCAGCAGCAGCAGCAGCAACAGCAAUAAUAGUAGCAACAUGCCAACUACGAGAGGUUCCUCGGGGUAUUUAAAGCGUGCAAAUACUGAACGGCUCCAUGAAAUUUUUAACCAGUACGCCUCACAGGAGAAGAAUGGCGAGAGGUUCAUGACUGCGUCUGACUUUGUACGCAGUUAUCUUGGCCUUUACACGGAUGCCGAUUAUAAUCCCGAUUCUGUCAAUUUACUUGCUGGUAUCGUCGAUACUAGCAAAGAUGGACUUAUAUCAUUUGCCGAAUUUCAAGCAUUUGAGGGUCUUCUCUGUGUACCAGAUGCUCUAUAUAAAACAGCUUUUCAACUCUUUGAUACUAAUGGAAAUGGAAUGGUUGCAUUUGACGAGUUCGCUGAGGUGAUGCGGAAAACUGUACUGCAUCAAAAAAUGCCCUUUAAUAUGGACAGUAGUUUUAUCAAACUCUAUUUUGGAAAGGAUAAAAGUACACUAAUCAACUAUGCAGAGUUUAGUCAGUUUUUGCAUGAUUUUCAUGAAGAAUAUGCAACAGAAGCUUUUAAAAAAUUUGAUAAAGAUGGUGCAGGUUUCAUUUCCGCAUUAGACUUCCAAGACAUCAUGCUCAGUAUUAAAAGUCAUUUACUCACAAAAGAUGUGAAGGCUAAUCUAAUUGCUGCAGUUGGUGCCGGUCAAAGCGGAAGAAAAGUUAGUUUUCCAUACUUUAUGGCAUUCAAUUCUCUCCUAAAUAAUAUGGAACUUAUUAAACGUAUAUACUUAAAUGCAACCAAUGGUCACAGAUACCAAGAAGUUACCAAAGAGGAAUUUCUUUAUUCUGCACAAAUGAUGUCCCAGAUAACCCCAUUGGAAGUGGACAUUUUAUUUCACCUUUGCGAUUUACUUCAUCAAACUGGACCUACGGAAGAUGACGAAGCAGAUUCGCGGCUUGGGAAGAUUGUAUACAAUGAUCUUGUGGCUAUUACACCCGAGCAAUAUUUCAAACAGAUUACAAAGCGCGUUGCUGAGAUUAAAGCUGUAUCGAGUCCGGAUGAACGUGGUAUUAUUGUACAAUUGCUCGAAAGUGGCUAUCGAUUCGUGCUUGGUUCCAUUGGUGGAGCUGUUGGUGCUACAGCUGUAUAUCCUAUCGACUUGGUGAAGACCAGAAUGCAGAAUCAGAGGACUGGAUCAUUUAUAGGCGAGCUGAUGUACAGAAAUAGCUUUGAUUGUUGUAAAAAGGUGAUUCGGCAUGAAGGUUUUUUUGGACUCUACCGAGGCCUGAUGCCUCAAUUAAUGGGUGUAGCUCCGGAAAAGGCUAUUAAACUCACAGUUAACGAUUUUGUCAGAGAUAAGUUUAUGGACAAAAAUGGAAAUUUACCACUGUACGGAGAAAUUGUAUCUGGCGCCUGUGCUGGAGGAUCACAGGUCAUAUUCACCAAUCCUCUGGAGAUAGUAAAAAUUCGGUUACAAGUAGCUGGCGAGAUUGCAGGAGGAUCAAAAGUUAGAGCGUGGGCUGUCGUCAAGGAAUUAGGUCUUUUUGGAUUGUACAAAGGUGCUAGAGCUUGCCUUUUGCGAGAUGUGCCAUUUAGCGCAAUUUACUUUCCUAUGUAUGCUCACACGAAAGCGCGAUUGGCCGACGAAGGGGGCUACAAUACGCCGUUGUCGCUUCUUGUUUCCGGUGCCAUCGCCGGUGUACCUGCAGCAGCACUGGUAACUCCUGCGGAUGUGAUAAAAACAAGAUUACAGGUUGUAGCUAGAGAAGGUCAAACUACGUACAACGGAUUACUCGAUUGCGCAAGAAAAAUAUUCAAAGAAGAAGGUGCUAGGGCAUUCUGGAAAGGCGCGACAGCUCGAGUGUUCAGAUCAUCACCUCAAUUUGGUGUUACUCUUUUCACGUAUGAGUUGCUGCAAAGAUUGUUUGUUGUUGAUUUUGGAGGCUCUCGACCUACUGGCUCGGAACAAAAGGUGCCUACUAUGGGAGUAGCAGAUGAAAUUCGAUCAACGAAUCCAGAUCAUAUAGGUGGUUACCAAGUAGCUCUACCCAUUUUUACCGGUAUAGAAACCAAGUUCGGUCUUUGCUUACCCAGAUUUCAAGCUGUUACCAGAAAGUAACAAUAUUAUUAGCAAAUGUGUAAGAAAGCAAGCUUGUAGCAAUCCCUACCAUAAAUAAUCUACGAUUACUACGCACUGAUUGCUUCACUGACAUUGAAGCGGAAGUGAUGUGCGUAUGAGCUUCUGAAAUUAUACGAAUCUGCAUUUCAUUUUGGCCAUUUUGAUAUCAUGCAGAUCACAUAAAAUCAACAUAAGAAAGAACGGAUCGUCGAUUGAUAUUAACUCGAUGCAUACAACAUACAUACAUAAUUGUAAAGUGUAAUUAUGGAUCGAUCAAGGAAAAGUACAAAAUCCAUCGUUGCGGAAUGCCCAAGAAUAGCGCUCGUGAUAGCUGAAUUGAGUCAAUGGACACAGAAACAAAACUGAUGGCAAUGAAACUAUUUAUUUUGAUACUAUAUAGAUAUGUUAUAUCAAAUUGAUGCCAUCUGUAUGUAAUAAUUUUACAAUGCGAGAAAAAAAAAAUGUGUGUGUGUAUGUGUGUGUAUAACAUUUAUCGACGAUUUGUUAUUGCUAAUUUGAAACGUUUCUGCCGAUACGCGUAUAAUAACUAAUUGAAUGUGUGAAUGAUUAACGUCAACGAAUAUGAGUGUGAUGUUUUAGUAAGGAUUAUAAUCCGCAAUGGUCCUGAUGUGUACCAUGUAUAUUUAUAAAGUUCAUAAUAACAAAUUAG